This is a messenger RNA of Exserohilum turcica Et28A, 1401 nucleotides long. RefSeq lists its product as uncharacterized. The transcript has 5 exons. The coding region runs from base 1 to 1401 and encodes 466 amino acids. The record is from RefSeq and is a predicted model, not a curated record. Gene Ontology annotation, molecular function: oxidoreductase activity, acting on paired donors, with incorporation or reduction of molecular oxygen; iron ion binding; monooxygenase activity. Lineage: Eukaryota; Fungi; Ascomycota; Dothideomycetes; Pleosporales; Pleosporaceae.
AUGCGCGAUCGGCUCGCCAGCCUUGAGAGGGCUAAUGAGGCAGCAACAAAGCGUAGGCAGCGUAAGAAAAAGCGGAUACAGAAGCGAGGAGUACUUACAAAGGGAGCUGGAGAGGAUCUACUCGCUCAGCGCGAGGCUGAUCAGCAGAUUGCUCAUGAAGAGCGUCAGAGAGGAGAGCGAUUAGGUGACUUUCCAGGCAACGUACCAGGUUUUGAGCCAUUCGCAUUUAUUGACCGUCCAGACGAGAUGGUGCAGAAUAUGAUCAAGAAGCAUCUCACAAAGCUUCUGAACACUGUUACAGAACCGUUGGCCGAAGAAGCUACCUUCGCUGUAGACCAUGUUCUAGGCUCGUCUUCUGACUGGAAAACUAUGAGUCUAGCAAAAAUGACUUCGAGCAUUGUUGCACGAAUGUCGUCACGCGUUUUCCUUGGCGAGGAGAUUUGUCGCAACGAAGACUGGCUUGCAAUAACCACACAAUAUACUGACAAUGCUUUCAUGGCGGCCAUGGAAAUGCAGAUCAUACCGGUUUUCAUCAAGCCAUUGUUGUCAUACUUUUUUCCAAAGUCCAAGCUGGUUUGUAACCAAAUGCGGCGCGCUCGAGAGAUAAUUGCACCUGUCCUCGCCAAACGCAGGGCAAUCAAGGAACAGGCCAGGAUCAAUAACGAGCCCAUGCCACACUUCAAUGAUGCUUUGGAAUGGGCAGAGGCUGAGUUCCGUGGACAGCCUUAUGAUCCAGCGUCAGUGCAGCUAAUACUCUCUUUUGCGGCGAUCCAUACCACAACAGAUUUGGCAUGCGAAGUAAUGCUGCGUUUGGCGAAUGAACCAUCGCAGAUCACCGCCUUACGGGAAGAAAUGAUAGACGUGCUGAGCAAAGAAGGGUGGAAAAAGACUGCUCUGUACAACCUCAAGCUUCUUGACAGUGCUGUAAAGGAAGCGCAGAGAUUGAGGCCAUCUGAAACACUCCAACUACGACGCAUUGUCAUGGAAGACGUCGCCCUGGAGGGUCAUUUGAAGAUCCGUAAAGGUGAAAGAGUUCAAGUAGACAUGACGCCUAUGUGGGACCCAUCAGUUCAUUCUAACCCGGAAACUUAUGACAUGUACCGAUUUCUGCGCAUGCGCGAGCAUCCCGAGAGCGCUCACAAAGCUCAACUGGUUAGUACGAGCCCCGACUUCCUGCCUUUUGGGCAUGGUAAGUACUCGUGUCCUGGUCGCUUCUUCGCCUCCAAUGAGAUAAAACUUGCGCUUUGUCAUCUCCUGUUAAAGUAUGACUGGAAAUUGGCCCCUGGAACAUCAACUCAACCAUUCGUCUCUGGCCAGUUCAUGACGGUCGAUCCAAAGGCUCAAUUGCAGUAUCGCAGACGAAGAGAGGAGAUCAACUUGGAGGCUCUGACGUCUCUUUAG